UCCCGAUUCAUAGGCUGCUCAAAACGCGCACAGGCUUCUUAGGAUGCAGACUGACUCAAACAGGUCCUAAAUCAAACUCGUCUCAUCGUCGAUAACAAACAGAUACAUAUCGCGAAGAUACAAUCCUUCCCCACGCGUCAUGGACAGUUGUAGUGGUAGAGAAAUGUUGUUUAAUUCAAUAUUUUGCGGGGCAGUUUAGUAUCCACGUGCAAAAUGCGGUUUCUAGUGAUAUCAGCCACACUGAUCUGUCUGGCUUAUGGAUUUUUGCUCGACGGUUCGACAAAUUCUUUCUCCCAGUUCCGGAAAUGGGGAGGUGGUACCAACGGAAGUCUAGAGUUCGAAUUUAAAACGGAUCAACCUAACGGUUUAUUGCUCUAUACUGAUGACGGGGGUACUUACGACUUUUUCGAAAUUAAACUGGUAGAGGGCGCUCUGAGACUGCGAUACAAUUUAGGAGGCGGUGCGCAGAUCAUCACUGUAGGCAGAGAUCUCAACGACGGGCACUGGCAUAAGGUCCACGUACAAAGACACGAAGAUCGCACCAUCUUGACUGUAGAUGGGGUAUCUCAAAUGAGAACCUCCAGAGGAAAGGAAUUUAACUUCGGGCGGUUUUCAACCAACUCGGAUGUGUUCGUCGGAGGUAUGCCCACCUGGUACAAUACCAAGUUGACGCUGCUGGCGCUUCCCAGUGUGAUUUUUGAGCCUAGAUUCGUAGGGGCUGUUAGGAACCUGAUCUAUCCUGAUACUGAGGGAGGUACACCAAGGAGGCAGGAGACGAGGCCUAAGGACCAUAGGGAAACCAUAUAAAUCACAGGGCCAAGCACGAAAGGAGACGAGGUCAUCCAAGAAGUCAGGAUCGCCCAAUGUUG
Anoplophora glabripennis (Asian longhorned beetle) is the source of this 869-nucleotide messenger RNA. RefSeq names its product neurexin-3-like. The transcript is spliced from 2 exons. Lineage: Eukaryota; Metazoa; Arthropoda; Insecta; Coleoptera; Cerambycidae. The record is from RefSeq and is a predicted model, not a curated record. Bases 214 to 807 code for a protein of 197 amino acids.